This is a messenger RNA of Passer domesticus (house sparrow), 2762 nucleotides long. RefSeq names its product BPI fold-containing family B member 4-like. The transcript has 18 exons. Gene Ontology annotation, molecular function: lipid binding. Lineage: Eukaryota; Metazoa; Chordata; Aves; Passeriformes; Passeridae. The coding region runs from base 386 to 2503 and encodes 705 amino acids. The record is from RefSeq and is a predicted model, not a curated record.
UUUCAUGUCACAAUGCAGGUGUCCCUUUGUGGGUCUCUGUCCAGGGGCUGAGUGUGCUUGGAGGAGGCUGGGUCUGGCUGUGAGCUCUGGCCAGUGCCUUGUGCCUGACCUGCUGUUUGCUCUCCUUUCCCUGCAGCACUUCCCUCUCCUUGGAGUCUUCUGAUGUUGGCAUCAGUAAUAUCUCCACCCUGAAGCCCCACUGCAGCAGUUUGCUUGUGGAAACAUUCAUGCCUGUGAUCAAUGUUAUUUUGGAUGUCCCAAAUGACAUCAGCUGCCUUUUUUUCCUGCUGAGAAGCUCUAUAUAUGAAGACCUUGGAUCCCGGUGAUCUUCAGAAGACAGGGACAUUGGCUGGAGAGAGAACUUGGUCAGUUAUCAGGACCAAAGAUGUCGGUGUUGUGGACUGUUGUCCUGCUCAACAGCCUGCUGAUCCCUUCACAAGGAUUUAUAAUCCCCUUAUCGGUUGCCAGACCAGAUACAAAUGGUUUUAAAGAUUCAGCAGCCAAAGGUGUUCCCCAGAGAGCUUCAGGUGGUCUCCUUGGUGGCAAUCUGCUUGGUGGUCUCCUUGGCAAGCAUGGAGUUGCUGGAAGUCUCCUGGGAAAAGAAGGCGCUGUCAGCAGUCUCCUUGGCCCAGAUGGUCCCGUGGGCAGUCUUCUUGGCCGAAAUGGUCCUGUAGGCAGUCUCCUUGGCCCAGAUGGUCCUGUAGGCAGUCUCCUUGGCCCAGAUGGUCCUGUAGGCAGUCUCCUUGGCCAAAAUGGUCCCGUAGGCAGUCUCCUUGGCCCAGAUGGUCCUGUAGGCAGUCUCCUUGGCCAAAAUGGUCCUGUAGGCAGUCUCCUUGGCCCAGAUGGUCCUGUAGGCAGUCUCCUUGGCCAAAAUGGUCCCGUAGGCAGUCUCCUUGGCCCAGAUGGUCCUGUAGGCAGUCUCCUUGGCCAAAAUGGUCCUGUAGGCAGUCUUCUUGGCCCAGAUGGUCCUGUAGGCAAUCUCCUUGGCCAAGAUGGUCUCCUUGGUGGCCUCCUUGGAGAAAAUGGUGCUGUUGGAGGUCUCCUUGGUGGAAAUGGUCUCCUUGGUGGAAAUGGUCUCCUAGGUGGUCUCCUUGGCCAAGAUGGUGUAGUUGGUGGUCUCCUUAGCCAAGAUGGCAUCCUCGGUGGUCUCCUUGGCAAAGAUGGUGUUAUUGAUGGUCUCCUUGGCAAAGAUGGCCUUGUUGACACUCUCCUUGACACGGUCCUUGAGCUUCUCAUAGGAAAAAAUGGUCUCCUUGGCAAAAACGGUCUCGUUGGCAGACUCCUUGGCAGAAAUGGUGAAGAACUCAUUGGACUGAGAAUUGUGAACAACACCCUGCCCAAAAUCAGUCUGCGCUCCCUGCCGGGCUUUGGGCACCAGGUGGACUUCAACACACAGCUGCUGGUAGAGAGCAGCGUGCCGGGCCAGCCCCUCUGCCAGCUGGUGGAGGUAGAUGCGACCAUACUGGUGCAGGACACGUGGACACCUCAGCAGAGGGCUCUGAACUGCAAGACUGUUGACAUAAACGUCCAUGUGAGACCCAGAGUGCCAGUUCUGGAAGAGCCUUUGAAUCGCCUGCUCAGCAAUGUCCUGCAGGAUCUGGGCUGCAACAUCAUCAACGCCAGGCUCAAGGUGUUGAGCUCCCUGCUCGGCUCCAGGAACCAGGUGCUCCCACUUGGGGCUCUGGGGGACCUGCCCUCCUUCUCCAUCCUCAGUGCUGACGCCAUCCAGAUGGAUCUGAAUCUCCUCUCUGAGAGUGCCAGGGAUGGCACGAAGACCCCCGGGCAGGGAGUGCCCCUCACUGCCAGCCUGCAGCUGGCCACCGGCCGCCCUCCGCGCCUCAGCCUCCCCCAGGACACCCUCAGCGCCCUGCUGGAGCAGGCCCAGGGCCAGGCCGCCCUCAACCUCACCAUCACCAGCCUGACGGGCAGCAAUUCCCCCCUGCAAGGCCAGGCUCCCCAGAGCAGCUCGCUGACCGUGUCCGCCCUUUUCCCGUUCAUCCCCCAGCUCAGCCGGGCCCUCCCUGGCUCCCUGCCCCUGGAGCUGCGUGUCCGAGUAAGCAAGGAGCCAGUGGUGACUGUGAGGGAUGGAAGAGCCACUGUCACCCUCAAAGCCACUAUUGAUGUCGCCAGCCCUGCCCUGCAGAACCCCCAGGGGCUCCUGUUCUCCGUUGAUGCGGACAUCGUUCUGAGCAUCACCCCAUCAGUCUCUGAUGGCAAACUGCAAACCUCCCUGGCUCUUGACAGCAUCAACCUGACACGGCUCCCCGCCAGCCUUGACGCUCCCAGCGCCUCCAUGCUGGCAGAAUGGCUCAAGAAGGUCCUCACAGCUGUAUAUGUACCUUCUGUUCAAGAUGCUUUGCGUGUGUCGAUCCCACUGCCCAACGUCCUCAACGCCAGCCUCAGGAAUGCUGAAGUCGACAUCACUGAUGUGGACGAGUUUUCUGGCCAGAACACUCUAGAAAAAUCCUGCUCGAGAGGAACCUCCAUGCUGUUCCCUUUCUGAGGCAGCACAUGCCCCCCAAUCCUGCUCUGCCCCACUCUCUCCCUGUUCCUUUCUCUCUAGUGCUGCUCUGUGCUGUGCUGUGGCCUGAGCAGGAGUGGCAGCAGCCUCUGGCCAGCAUCAUGUGGGAAAGCUGCUCGGCUGGUGGAUGUUUGGGGGCUCCUGUGGCCACUUUUAAGAUCCAUAGCCAGGAGGCAGAGCUCUUAGGCACAAAGGCUGCUCUCCUAUUGCUCCUUAAAUAAAAUCUCUCACUGUCACAGUA